GGUUCGCAAUCUCGUUGGGAGCCACUCACUGUGGAAUUAUGGCACGGCAGCCUCAUCCACUACAACAAAAACUUCAAAGGUGUAGAUUGCAUUGUGAUGAGCGAAGUGAUCGAGCAUCUCUCGCCGGAAGUUUUUGACAAAUUCAUCCCUAUCGUCUUCGCUAUGUACAAUCCGCGCGUGAUUGUCAUUACGACACCCAAUCACGACUUUAAUCGUUACUUUGAUACAUCGAGCCCUCAAUCUGCCUCUUAUCGAUUCCCUGAUCCUACCGGCCGCACCUCACGUAUCUUUAGAGAUGACGAUCAUAAAUUCGAAUGGACUGAGGAUGAAUUCAAGGGCUGGUGCGACAAAACUAGUCAAGAGUACGAAUACGAUGUUGAGAUCACUGGUUGUGGUUCA
Molecule: messenger RNA, 399 nt
Organism: Melampsora larici-populina 98AG31
Lineage: Eukaryota; Fungi; Basidiomycota; Pucciniomycetes; Pucciniales; Melampsoraceae
Exons: 1
Biological process (GO): RNA methylation; piRNA processing; siRNA processing
Cellular component (GO): nucleus; cytoplasm
Molecular function (GO): RNA methyltransferase activity; O-methyltransferase activity
Source: RefSeq, a predicted model, not a curated record